UUCUGGGAGGUCAUCAGUGAUGAGCACGGCAUCGAUCCCACAGGCAGCUACCAUGGGGACAGUGACCUGCAGCUGGAGAGGAUCAACGUCUACUACAAUGAAGCUGCUGGUAACAAGUAUGUCCCCCGUGCCAUCCUGGUGGACCUGGAGCCCGGCACCAUGGACUCCGUGCGCUCCGGCCCCUUUGGACAGAUCUUCCGGCCGGACAACUUUGUCUUUGGUCAGAGUGGGGCCGGGAACAACUGGGCCAAGGGGCACUACACGGAAGGCGCUGAGCUGGUGGACUCUGUCCUGGAUGUGGUGAGGAAGGAGUCGGAGAGCUGUGACUGCCUGCAGGGCUUCCAGUUGACCCACUCGCUGGGCGGUGGCACGGGCUCUGGGAUGGGCACCCUCCUCAUCAGCAAGAUCCGGGAGGAGUACCCCGACCGCAUCAUGAACACCUUC
Messenger RNA from Balearica regulorum gibbericeps (East African grey crowned-crane), 444 nucleotides. NCBI's taxonomy places the organism in Eukaryota, Metazoa, Chordata, Aves, Gruiformes, Gruidae. The record is from RefSeq and is a predicted model, not a curated record.